AUGGUCCCCGGGAUGAGAGCGCUGCUGCUGUUCCUGGCAGUGACCGUUUACGCCUCCAGCGCCCAGACAGACAACAAGCAGCCGCCGCCGCCGCACGGCGGCAACUGGGACGAGCCCAUCAAAUUCAGCACCAAGACCAAGGACUCCUGCGCCAUGGUGACGUCUGCGCUGGGGAACUACACUCGCCUGCGUGUCUCCUGCAAAGGUCAGAGCCAAGGUCAGACCCCGGGACGCUCCUACUACUGCGACUUCCAGGGGAAACCCAACCUCUGUCGCGCCUACGGCGCCAACCCUCGCCACUACUUCACCCAGAUGAUGUGGGAGCUGCGGAAGCUGGGCCACGCCUGCCAAGGAGCCAAGCUCUAUCGGCCGCCCAUGUGCAAGAAGUACCCCGACGAGGCCCAGAUGACCUUCUUGGCCUCCUGGCCCAAGACCGCCGUCCCCAGGCCGCCCAAGCCCGGGCCCGACAGGCAGGCGGCGCCGACCCAGAGUAAGCCGGCCGCCACCGUCAGGCCCAACAGGCCCGCGAAGCCUCAGCCGGGCAAGAACAGGAAGAGCACCGUCAGGCCGCUGAAGCCCGCCGCCCCCCCCACGGAGCAGCCCGACGCCGCGGCCCAGCGCCUCGCCUCCGAGUACUGCUGGAAGAGCCUCCACGGCAUCUGCGCCUACGUCAUCAGCUGGUUCCAGGAGUGA
Betta splendens (Siamese fighting fish) is the source of this 693-nucleotide messenger RNA. RefSeq names its product fibroblast growth factor binding protein 2b (gene fgfbp2b). NCBI's taxonomy places the organism in Eukaryota, Metazoa, Chordata, Actinopteri, Anabantiformes, Osphronemidae. The transcript has a single exon. Bases 1 to 693 code for a protein of 230 amino acids. The record is from RefSeq and is a predicted model, not a curated record. Gene Ontology annotation, biological process: cell-cell signaling. Gene Ontology annotation, molecular function: growth factor binding.